GGUGGCUCACGUGGUCCGUCAUAAACAGAGCGACGGUUUGUUCACGUGUCUUUUCCUGGGAGUUAGUGAUGCCUCGACCUUGCUAGGAAAAAAAAAAGAGGGGGAUGUCUCUACGCUGCGGGGGACCCGCCCGCACCUUGGGGCCCUGGGUAUUUGGAAAAUAUUUAUGCGGUCCAGUCCAAGCAAUAAGUUCCUUGCCAGAUAAAAAAAAGAAAUUUUUACAGAAUGGACCAGAACUUCAGGAUUUUGUAUCUGGUGAUCUUGCAGACAAGAACACCUGGGAUGAAUAUAAAGGAAACUUAAAACGCCAGAAAGGAGAAAGGUUAAGACUACCUCCAUGGCUAAAGACAGAGAUUCCCAUGGGGAAAAAUUACAAUAGACUGAAAAAUACAUUGCGGAAUUUAAAUCUCCAUACAGUGUGUGAAGAAGCUCGAUGUCCCAAUAUUGGAGAGUGUUGGGGAGGUGGAGAAUAUGCCACUGCCACUGCCACAAUCAUGUUGAUGGGUGACACAUGUACGAGAGGUUGCAGAUUUUGUUCUGUUAAAACUGCAAGGAAUCCACCUCCAGUGGAUGCCAAUGAGCCCUACAAUACUGCAAAGGCAAUUGCAGAGUGGGGUCUGGAUUAUGUUGUCCUGACGUCUGUGGAUCGAGAUGAUAUGCCUGAUGGAGGAGCUGAGCACUUUGCAAAGACUGUAUCAUACUUAAAGGAAAGGAAUCCAGAAAUUCUUGUGGAAUGUCUUACCCCUGAUUUCCGAGGAGAUCUUAAAGCAAUAGAAAAAGUUGCUCUGUCAGGAUUAGAUGUGUACGCACAUAACGUAGAAACAGUUCCGGAAUUACAGAGGAAAGUUCGUGAUCCCCGGGCCAAUUUCGACCAGUCUCUGCGUGUACUGAAACAUGCCAAGGAGGUUCGGCCUGAUGUUAUUUCUAAAACGUCUAUAAUGUUGGGUUUAGGCGAGAGUGAUGAGCAAGUAUAUGCAACAAUGAAAGCACUCCGUGAGGCAGAUGUGGACUGUUUGACCUUAGGACAAUAUAUGCAGCCAACAAGGCGCCAUCUUAAGGUUGAAGAAUACAUUACUCCUGAAAAGUUCAAAUACUGGGAAAAAGUAGGAAACGAACUUGGAUUUCAUUAUACUGCAAGUGGCCCUCUGGUGCGUUCUUCAUAUAAAGCAGGUGAAUUUUUUCUGAAAAAUCUAGUGGCUAAAAGAAAAACAGAAGCCCUCUAAUGCUUAAUAAGACAUUCAAGAUCAGAGGAAUUUUUAAAAUUUGAUUCUAGUUGGUAAGAGAGGUGGUGGCAGAAUGCCUAGACUUCAGUGGACAUACCUCAGACUUUUAGUUUUAGGAAAAAUGUCAAUAAACAGUGCAUGUUUAAUUAUAGUAAUUGAUUUGUCUUUUAGCAUAUCUUCUUUGUUCCAGUAAACAAUUGCUUGCUAUGGUGUAAUCACAAAAUACCUUUGUAAGAGUUUACUGUUAACAAUAUAAUUAAAAAAUACAUUGAAACUUCUAGAGAAUCCUUUAAGCCUGUUACCUGUACAUCACUGUCAAAUUUCAUUUCUGAAAAAUGUCAUACUGUGAUGAAACAGUCAGUGUAGAUUGAGACUCUGAUCAGUUCACGUAUACUUAGCAUGAGACCUUCACAUGGUACUAUAACAUCAUUGGAAUAAUUUUAAAAGGCUUAAGGGUUUGAGUGUUGAUUCUUUACAUUGGUGUGACUGUUUUAGACCUGUAAAAUAGUUUUGCAUUGAUUUAGGACCUCUAUGAAACCAAGACCACGAUGUUCUAAGAUAGGGCAAUAUAACCUAAGAACAGUAUUAACCCUCGUUUUAUGAUAGACUGCACUAUACCAUUUAUUCCUUUGAUUCCUCACACCGCUCUGAUGAGAUGAUGGUUGUAUUAUAUGAUAGUAAUGACCUGAAGAAGGAGUUUCUUUCCUGAGUACUAGAACUCAAAUUCGUCUUUUGACUCCAAAUCCUCUCUUUCUACUGCAUCUCACAAAGGAAGUCUUUAGACAGUUACAUUCUAAAAUAUGUAAGGUGGAUAGCCAAUUUUGUUUUGAAUUUUUAAAUAUGUGAACUAGUAUUUUUUAUAAAAGUAAUGCAUAACUUUGAAAAUUGGUUACGUUUUAAUUUAACUCAGGGAAGUCAUGUGUACUUUGACUUUCUUUGUAGAUCCUAAUAAAUUUUGCUGUGUAAAAUUGACCUCAUCAACUUUAAAUUUAAACAUCUCUGGCAGUCACCCUCCUUAAAAUCUAUUAUUUCACAGGAAAAAAUGAUUACUUUCCAGGCACUGAUUUUGUGAUGUAAUCUGGGUGUUUCCUAAUUUUGCACAGUCUAGACAAAUGGUAAUGAAACAUUUUAGCAGAGGAAUCAUUUUGUGAGAUGAAAUUUUCCUGGAAUCCCAAUGUAAAAUAAUUAAAAUGGUGUUUUAUUAGCACAAA
Molecule: messenger RNA, 2434 nt
Organism: Equus quagga
Lineage: Eukaryota; Metazoa; Chordata; Mammalia; Perissodactyla; Equidae
Product: lipoyl synthase, mitochondrial
Exons: 11
Coding region: 105-1223 (372 amino acids)
Biological process (GO): lipoate biosynthetic process
Cellular component (GO): mitochondrion
Molecular function (GO): 4 iron, 4 sulfur cluster binding; lipoate synthase activity
Source: RefSeq, a predicted model, not a curated record